CUCAGACAGAAGCUACUCGCACGCUCUUGGAGUAACAGAUCGCAGCUGUCAUCAUGAAAUUCCUGGUUAUUGCCUUUGCCGUCCUGGCCUGCGCCUAUGGCGAUGUCUCCCACCUGGGCUACGACUACUCUCCCCCGGCUCCGGUCUACCAGCCUGCUCCUGCUCCAGUUGUGAUCCCAGCUCCCGCCCCGGCUCCCAUCGUGAUCCCCGCCCCUGCUCCCGCACCCGUGGUGAUCCCCGCCCCCGCCCCAGUGAACACCUACGUCCCACCUGCACCCAUCAGCAUCCCAGCUCCAGCUCCGGUCUACCACCCAGCUCCAGCCCCCAUCAGCAUCCCUGCUCCUGCUCCCAUCAGCAUCCCUGCUCCUGCUCCGAUCAGCAUCCCUGCUCCUGCCCCCAUCAGCAUCCCAGCUCCAGUUGAGAUCCCCGCCCCGGUGAACACCUACAUUCCCCCUGCACCUGCGCCAGCUCCGGUCUACCAGCCAGCUCCUGCUCCCAUUUCCGUGAGCAUCCCGGCUCCAGCUCCCGUUUACCAGCCAGCUCCUGCUCCCGUGGAGAUCUCUGCUCCUGCUCCAGCUCCAGUGUACUCUGCUCCUGCUCCCGCCCCCGUAUACUCUGCUCCCGCUCCAGUGUACUCUGCUCCUGCUCCAGCUCCAGUUUACUCUGCUCCUGCUCCCGCCCCCGUGUACUCUGCUCCUGCUCCAGCUCCAGUUUACUCUGCUCCUGCUCCAGCUCCAGUUUACUCUGCUCCUGCUCCCGCCCCCGUGUACUCUGCUCCCGCUCCAGUGUACUCUGCUCCCGCUCCCGUUUACUCCGCCCCCAACACCCAGGUUCUGGAGGAGAUCGAGCCCGCUUCCAACGAGGGAUACCGCUACAAGACCGUGCGUCGUCGCGUCUACCGUCGCCGCGUCUAAACUUACCAAAGCCCCACGAAAACUGUUUCCUAACGAAUCCCCAAUCCCCACGGGGAGUCGUAAUAAAAAAUUUCCGCCUUCAAUUUGUUAAACAAAAAGAAAA
Drosophila biarmipes is the source of this 1017-nucleotide messenger RNA. Its product is annotated as skin secretory protein xP2. The record is from RefSeq and is a predicted model, not a curated record. The coding region runs from base 54 to 914 and encodes 286 amino acids. The transcript is spliced from 2 exons. Lineage: Eukaryota; Metazoa; Arthropoda; Insecta; Diptera; Drosophilidae.